AUGGCUGUCUGCAAUUUAACCUUCGAUGAAAUACAAGGGCUCCCUCACUUGAAGAUGAAUUCGAAUACUUUAGAGUUCUAAGUGGUAAAAAAGAAAUUGAAGUAAAAGCAAGUUCAAGCUUUGAAGCAGCAGUUAAAAUGGCAUUUACCUUACAUGUAAGAGAAGGUGGACAGCUCGAUAUCGAUGGUCGUGGUGUAGUUUAUAUUACUGUUAUCUCGCCAAAUGGAGACGAAUUUAAAUAUAGAGCUAUUAAUGCAGACCCUGUUGCUGUUGAGCUCCUGGAAAAAAAUUUCAAAGUCUCCGAGAAUGAAGUUAAUACGGUGUCUACGACCGACGAUCCUGUUGUUUAUACUUUUACGAACGCGUCUGAGAGACUUGACUUUCAACAAUGUGGCAGAGCAGGUCGUGAUGGCUUGCCAUCACACUGUAAGCUUUUUUAUAAUUACAGUGAUAAAAACAUUCUGUAUCGACUGUUUGAUGAACAAGUCAUAGCACAAUACAAAGGUGUAAAUGACUUGAUUGUACUUCUUGAAAACCCAGUGCAGUGCCUUCAUCAAGGCAUAAUGAGCUAUUUUGGAGAAAAGCAUGAUAGCUUUAUAUGUCUUACUGGAUGCAGCAAUUGUAAACACCGUGGAACUCAUCAGAUCACUGAUGGUACAUCAGAUGCUUUAAAAGUUUUGCAAGCAGUUGUUGAAUUAAGCAACAUUAACUUAACAUGCAAUGAUUUGAAGCUGUAUUUAGCUGGUAGCAACCAGAAAUGUGUGUCACAUUUGCAAGAAUAUGCCACAUUUGGAAGCUUAGGGAAGAAGUUUGUACCUGUUUCUUUGCUAGCAAAGUUCUUACAUCUGUUAAUUGUUGGUGAUAUCCUAACUGAAAGAAUACACAAGAAAGGUACUGGCAGCAGCAUUUCUGUUGAAAUAACUCUUGGAAGCAAGGCUCAUGACUUGCUUGCUAACAACUUUAUGAUAGAUAAGUAUGAAAAGACAUGAUUUGCUUCUUUGAAACAGAUUAUUAACAGAAAAUAUUUUGAUUAAUUAAUGUAUGCAUGGACUGUAAAAUAUAUUUUAUAUUCAAGCUAGCCUCCUCUGCAGGCAACCCUAUAAACUCAGCAUAAAGAACUGAAUAAUAAAGCAUGUGCCCAUACUGAGUCAUUAUUAUGUACAGAGUUGCCUGGGAAUGAAGCUAUUAUAUUCAUUACAUUAGUCUCCUGCACAGGCAACGCAGUAACAUCAGUAUGGGUUCGAUGUGAAGUGUACAGGCGGGCGGGUUACGAACAAAAGGAUUAAGAACAUUUUGGAUAGUACCUAGAGUAAGCGACUGAAAUACUAACUUUAGUAAUCUAUUAAAUAUUCACUUCAAUUAUAAACUCAUUAAUUUUUUGACAUCAUCAAUAAUCAACUG
Paramuricea clavata is the source of this 1401-nucleotide messenger RNA. The record is from the annotation of a GenBank genome assembly. NCBI's taxonomy places the organism in Eukaryota, Metazoa, Cnidaria, Anthozoa, Malacalcyonacea, Plexauridae.